UAUAGUGAUUUGGUUCAGAAUCUUCAUUUUUUUGAACUACCUAGUAAGUUGACACAUUCCUACCACAAAUCCGUGUCACGUUACACAUACCUGUCAUAACAUACAUGCGUCGUUAAGAUUCUGCAUACAACUUUAUUAGGUACGACGAAACUGAAAUCCAAAGAUCGAUUCAGCUGCGUCCGCAAAGCGAACUGAUAACUGGACGACUUUGCUAUCGUAUUCAGAGAUGGAGGACUCUCAAGAAUCGACCCUAAAGAAAAAUGACGUGACUGAUAGUGAAAGUUCAUCGAGUAAUGUUGAGGGCUAUAAAGACCUAGGUGCUUAUAGUUUGGAAAACACUCAAGUCUCCAAACGCAGUCGUUACUUGUAUCCUGAUAGCAAGACAUGGUCUAUGGGUCCCUUGAAUACUUAUGUAUAUAAACAUAAGCAAAAAAAGUGUCUAUUGAAUGACAAUUGUGUUACAUUUCCAGAAGAAAUAUUAUUAAAGAUAUUUAAAAUGAUGGACAAACGUACGUUAGUAACAUGUACACGUGUAUGCCAUCAAUGGCGACGUAUUGCAUAUGAUGAAUCUUUAUGGCAGCAAUUAAAUAUAUAUUCUCGUAGUAUGAGUAUUUUGACUUUAGAUCAUCUUCUUGCCCGUAAUAUCAAAUACUUUUCUGCUUCUCACUCAAAUUUUUAUGUUUUUAAAAACCAGUAUUUAUGUAAAACACCAUUUCCAAAGUUGCAGUAUUUAGAUUUGAGUUCAGUAAUUAUGGAUUAUAAGACGCUACGUUCAUUAUUAAGGCAAUGUUCUAAUUUGAUAAAACUGAGUUUGGAAAACUGUUCUGUAGAUUCUUUUUGUUGCAAGUACAUUGGACACAAUACCAAUUUAAAAGUACUUAACUUAGCAUCAACAGUGGGACUUAACCGCAAUGGCUUGAAACAUUUAAUGUCUCUACAAAAUUUGGAAGAAUUGAAUGUGGCUUGGGCUAAAUUGGAAGAUAACAGUUUACAAUACCUGAUGGCCAAUAUGAUCCCAAAUAUAAAAUGCCUUAAUAUUAGUGGAUUUAUGUACCAGAUGGAAGAUUUUGAUUUGUCAACGAUGAGUAGCCGUUGUACAAAACUAAUAGAAUUAGAUAUUAGUGACAACCGUGAUAUUACUGCAAGCAGUUUGGACAAAAUUUUAGAGAAAAACCAUAAAUUAGAAGUGUUAACCAUGCACCGCUGUAUCAAUAUUGUCGCUCCUAGCCUUUUGAAUGCAAUGAAGAUGAUUAGCAGGAAAAGUAUUUCUCUUAUGAGUUUGAGGGAGAUUAAUUGUAUCCACAUAAAACCCAAUCAAAUAUUGGGGGAUGAAUUUAAUAUUCUACAUAAAAUCCUGAUUCCAAUUUUGGAUUUGAAAAUAAGUAAUAACAUGUUUUCUGGUAUUAGCCGUUCAAAACUGGCUCACAAUGAACAUAUAAUUUGGGAAAUCCCUGCUUUUAUCGACUCUUAAUAUUUUACUCUAUAGUUAUGACUAAUAUUCCAUUGCCAAUAUACUGUGAUUAAAGUUAUAUACUAUUAGAAAAGAGAUAACUAUUAUUGAAUAAGUCUGGUAAAAAUGUUAGUCUUCUAAUUUUUAAUUUGAA
Messenger RNA from Metopolophium dirhodum (rose-grain aphid), 1604 nucleotides. Its product is annotated as S-phase kinase-associated protein 2-like. Gene Ontology annotation, biological process: SCF-dependent proteasomal ubiquitin-dependent protein catabolic process. Gene Ontology annotation, cellular component: SCF ubiquitin ligase complex. The transcript has 9 exons. Lineage: Eukaryota; Metazoa; Arthropoda; Insecta; Hemiptera; Aphididae. The record is from RefSeq and is a predicted model, not a curated record. Bases 227 to 1471 code for a protein of 414 amino acids. Gene Ontology annotation, molecular function: protein binding.